UUGUUGCUUAAAACAAACAACAAACUUUUGUUACCGAGUAAUCAAAGUCAAAGACACAGAGUAAACCAAAGUUUUGCUUGGUGGAUAUUGCUCCGAAAUGAAUACUUUAUGAUCCCGUUGAGCAACUACUUGCUAAUUUGAUAGCCUUAUACUUACUACCGAUUGUUUCCCUCUUUGAAACUGAAUCCUUCUUCACUUUUCAACUGUUUCACAAAAAUGGCCGAUCCCAUACUUGGAGUUGUAUUUGAGAAUUUGACGUCUCUUCUUCGUAAUGAAUUUUCCACCCUUUCUGGAAUCAAAUCAAAGGCUCAAAAGCUAUCAACCACCUUAGAUUUGAUCAAGGCCGUUCUUCAAGAUGCUGACCACAGACAACUCACCGACCGCUCUAUUAUGUUGUGGCUGCAACAACUCAAAGAUGCAGUCUACGUGCUCGAUGAUAUUCUUGAUCAAUUUUCCACUCAAUCUCGUCGACUUAGGGGCUCAUCCUCUUUCAAACCAAAGAACAUCAUGUUUCGUCAUGAGAUUGGAAACAAGUUCAAAGAAAUUACACGUAGAUUUGAUCAGAUUGCUGAAUGUAAGAACAAGUUUCUUCUACGAGAGGACGUUACUGUUAGGGAAAGCUCAAUUGAAGUGGCUGAAUGGCGCCAAACCAGCUCCAUUAUUGCUGAACCCAAAGUAUAUGGACGAGAAAAUGAUAAAGACAAGAUUGUUGAGUUUCUUCUCACCCAAGCAAGGGACUCUGACUUUCUUUCUGUCUAUCCUAUAGUUGGCUUAGGUGGUGUUGGAAAAACAACUCUUUCUCAAUUGGUCUACAAUGAUGAUAGGGUGAGUAGCAAUUUUAAUACAAAAAUUUGGAUUUGUGUUUCUGAGGUUUUUUCGGUCAAGAGGAUUCUGUGUUCUGUUAUAGAAUCUAUCACAAGAGAGAAGUGUGAUUUUCUGAAUUUAGAUGUAAUACAAAGAAAGGUGCAAGAGUUGUUUCAAGGUAAAAGAUAUUUGCUGGUUUUGGACGAUGUGUGGAACCAAAAUCAACAACUGGAAUUUGGAUUAAGCCAAGAGAAAUGGAAUAAGUUGAAAUCUGUAUUGUUGUGCGGAUCCAAAGGUAGUUCCAUUUUAGUUUCCACCCGUGAUGAAGUUGUGGCGGAAAUCAUGGGAACAUGCCAAGCUCACCUUUUGUCAGGUCUCUCUGAAAAUGAAUGUUGGUUGUUGUUCAAACAAUAUGCAUUUCGACAUGAUAGAGAAGAGCGUGCAGAGCUUGUGGCAAUAGGCAAGGACAUAGUUAAGAAGUGUGGUGGAUUGCCUCUUGCUGCACAGGCUUUGGGAGGUCUAAUGAGCUCAAGGAGCGGGGAAAAGGAAUGGCUUGAAAUUAAAGAGAGUAAGCUUUGGGCUUUACCACACGAGAAUUCUAUUUUGCCUGCAUUAAGGUUGAGCUACUUUCAUCUAACCCCGACCUUAAAGCAGUGUUUUGCUUUUUGUGCCAUAUUUCCCAAAGGUAUGAAAAUCAUGAAGGAAGAAUUGAUUCAUCUUUGGAUGGCUAAUGGGUUUAUUGCAUCUAGGGAAAAUUUGGAGGUUGAAGAUGUUGGUAGUAUGAUUUGGAAUGAAUUAUGCCAAAAAUCAUUCUUUCAAGACAUCCAAAUAAAUGAUUAUUUAGAAAACAUUUCUUUCAAAAUGCAUGAUCUUGUCCAUGAUCUUGCUCAAUCAGUCAUGGCGCAAGAAUGUAUGAUUUUGGAGAAUGCAAACAUGACUAAUUUGUCAGAAGGCACACAUCAUAUUAGUUUUCAUUCUACUAGUCUGUUAUCAUUUAAUAAGGGUGCCUUCAAAAAAAUAGAAUCCUUACGGACAUUGUUUCAGUUCAAUUAUUAUAAGAAAAUAAAACCUAAGUACUUCCCAUAUAACCAUUCUCUUCGGGUUUUAUGCACCACCUCUCUCCCGAUAUCAUCACUCGGAAGUUUAAUUCAUUUGAGGUAUUUGGAGCUUCGUGGUCUUGACAUAAAAAUCUUCCCUGACUCAAUUUACAGUUUACAAAAUUUGGAAAUCUUGAAAAUAAUAAAUUUUGUAAAACUGAGUUGUCUACCGAAGCGCCUGGCUUGCUUACAAAAUCUUAGACAUCUAGUCAUUGAAGGUUGUUAUUCAUUGUCUCGCAUGUUUCCGUACAUAGGAAAAUUAUCUUCUUUAAGAACAUUAAGUGUAUACUUUGUUAGUUUAGAGGGAGGACAUACAUUGGCAGAGUUAUGUGAUCUUAACCUGGGAGGAAAACUGAAUAUCAAAGGAUUACAAAAUGUUGGUAGUUUAUCUGAAGCUCAAGAGGCCAAUUUGAUGUGUAAAAAAGACCUCCGUGAAUUAUGCUUGUCAUGGAAAAGCAAUUGUGGAUUUAGUGAGACCCCUACUAUUAGUGCUCAACAAGUACUUGAAGGGCUUCAACCUCACACAAACCUCAAGUGGUUGAAAAUACAUUGCUAUCAAGGAUUAUACUUCCCUACUUGGAUCAAUUUUCUUAGUAGUUUAGUUGCUCUUGAGCUUAGGGAUUGCAAGAACUGUGUGCGGCUUUCACCCCUUGGUAAACUACCAUCUCUAAAACAACUCGAAUUAUGCCAAAUGCAUAAUGUGAAAUACAUGGAUGAUGAUGAUGAAUCUCACAAUGGUAUGGAGGUGAGGGUUUUCCCAUCUCUGGAGGUACUCUCGUUAAAAGAGUUACCAAACUUAGAAGGGUUGUUGAAAGUGGAAAGAGAAGAGAUGUUUCAUUGUCUUUCUAGUUUGACAAUCUUCAAUUGCCCUAAACUUGGAUUGCCAUGUCUUCCAUCUGUAAAAGACCUCUCAGUAUAUGGAUGUAACAAUGAGUUACUGAAGUCAAUUUCUACCUUCUAUGGUCUUACCAACCUUGACUUGUAUGGAGGUAACCAAAUAACAUCCUUCCCAGAGAGGAUGUUGAGAAACCUUACUUGUCUUCAAACUUUGAAAGUAUUUGAUUUCCCAAAACUGAAGGAGUUACCAAUUGAGCUUGAGCCUUCACCAGAGCAAAUUUGUGAAGGUCUACAAUCCCUUCGAACCAUGAAGAUUAUUUACUGUGAAGGAUUGAGAUACUUGCCGGAAGGUAUGCAGUACCUCACUUCACUUGAGGUGCUAGAAAUUCGCGAGUGCCCAACAUUAGAGGAGCGGUGCAAGGAGGGAACAGGGGAGGACUGGGACAAGAUAGCGCAUAUUCCAAAAUUAAAUAUUGGUUGGAGGGAAUAAACAGAUACGUUUGAAGAGCAUUGAUUCAGCUUUUUUACUCUUACCUACUUCCAUCACCAUUGUCGUUCCCUUUGUUUGUUGCUCUUUCUGGUUUGUCACAUUUCCAACUAAACUGGCAGGCUCUCUCUUCCCCCUCCUCCCUUCUUUUGAAUUUGUUUCUUAUCGUGAAGUAACAAUCUCUGGUAUUGUUUUUGCAGGAUUUGCCACUCGUAUCUCUGCACCAUGGACUGGUGUGUGCCCACAUGGAAGAAGUUAGAAAGUAUUAUCAGAAAAGAGGACGCUUCAAUGAACCCAUCUCUCUAAUGGAGUGGGCUAGGACUGGUGCGUGCCCACAUGGGUAUCUUUACUGAGUUGGGAGUUCUUUAUGCAAGAUAUCGUCCUGAGAAUUUAAUGGAGCACAUUAAGUUGUUCUCAACCUGGCUCAACAUUCCCAAGCUUUUUAGGUGUGUGAUGAACAUCAUGUACCUAUGCAUUCACUAUGAUGAGUUUAACAAUGCUGCAACCAUUUAAUGAAUCACUCUCCAGAAGUAUGGGACCAUAUGCAAUUCAAAGAUAUUAUAGUUGAUGUUGCCAACGUUAACUAUAUUAUAAGGCUGCUUGCUUCUACUUGCAAGAACAUCCUGAUAUUAUAAAUGAUGUUGUUAAUGUGCUUGCCCAUCGUGUGGACCACGUCCGUCUUGUAGAUAUAAUGCGAAAGGUCUGUAUUUCUCGUACUCUAUUGAGCAGGUCUACAUUUUCUUAUUCCAUUCCUUGAAAUAUCAGACUCUGGUAUUCAUAUUUUAGAUCCUUGGCAAUGAUUUUAGUCCCUUUUCACAUUGGGCAGUGUGACCUCUUCUUCAUUAUGAACUAUAUUCAAUGUUUCUACAUCUCACUAUUGCUUA
Cicer arietinum (chickpea) is the source of this 4109-nucleotide messenger RNA. RefSeq names its product putative disease resistance protein RGA4. The record is from RefSeq and is a predicted model, not a curated record. NCBI's taxonomy places the organism in Eukaryota, Viridiplantae, Streptophyta, Magnoliopsida, Fabales, Fabaceae. Gene Ontology annotation, molecular function: ADP binding.